Umbelopsis ramanniana AG is the source of this 1365-nucleotide messenger RNA. RefSeq lists its product as uncharacterized. The record is from RefSeq and is a predicted model, not a curated record. The coding region runs from base 138 to 977 and encodes 279 amino acids. Lineage: Eukaryota; Fungi; Mucoromycota; Umbelopsidomycetes; Umbelopsidales; Umbelopsidaceae. The transcript has 5 exons.
UUUCCCUUAGCUUUUAUUUUUUUUCCCCCUUCCUUCCUUCUUUCUUUCCUUUCUUCUCUCCGCAAAAUAAAAAAAAAUUAAUACUCGCAAAACACCGUGGCUGCAAUCUUCCGACUAAACCACUGACACAUACAACCAUGACUACAGUUGAAGAUCCAGCCAUCAAGCGUAAAUAUAAGGAGCUAAAGAAGCGUAUUCGAGACAUUGAAGACGACAAUGACGUUCUCAACAUUCGACUGACAAAAGCCAAAAAACAUAUUAAUCGUCUACGAUUAGAACGAAGUGUCCUUUUGGAGCGACUAGAGCGUUCGACCGACUACAUAGAUGAUUCGGAUAGCAACUCCGAUAUAUCGGACAGUGGAACUCAUCCUCUGCUGGCUGAAAUCAAAUCUCGACAUGACACCAAACCAUCUGCAUUAAGUGGAUCGCAGGAGCACGGAGGACGACAAAAAGGUUCAGAACCUAAACCAGCACGUAAGAAGAAGGAUCCAAAUGCGCCAAAAGGCCCAGGAAACGUGUUCUUCUUGUACAGCCGUAUGGAGCGAGAUAAAAUUAAGGAUGAAUAUCCCGGCGAAAACCAAGGCGACCUUACUCGUAUUCUUGGUCAUAAAUGGAAGAAUUUGGCAAAAGACGAAAAACAAAAGUACUAUGACAUUUACAAAAAGGAACAAGAAGAAUAUGAAGAAGCUAUGAAAUCGUACACAGCUUCUGCUUCAGUCACAGGUACUCCUGGAUUGGAAACUGCUAGCCAGACAGAAGAUCAUAUGUCAAUGGGCGAAGAUGAUGAAGAAGAUAUGCUGAACGAAGACGAUGUUGAAACACCUGUGGCCCCAACCACCAUUGACACCAUCGUUGCUGACACUAAUCCCACUCGUUCACCAGCUCCCGAGUCAUCACUACCAUCUAUUUCUCUCAAUUCGGAGACUAAUGCAGCGGCUCUCCCACCAUCCUCUCCACUGGAUGAAUCUUCACAAUAGUUAUAUUCUUUUUUCUCUCCCCUCAAUUCUUUUUUCACAGAACAAUGAUCCACAGCAAUCGACAAACUGGGGUUGUCUCCUUUUGUAAUUUUAAUGAAUAGAAGUGUACGCACAUUUUUUUGUGAAAAUUUACAGUAUGUCCAUGUAGAAAUUAAAUCGGUUUGAUCUAUAUUAUCAUACAUCCAAAAAAGAACCAGGAUAAAUGAAUGCUGUAAGUAAAAAAAGAACAAUGUUUCCGUAUCGUCCACUAUAUCACAUACCUUAAAGUGCAGAGAAAUAAGGGAAAAGAUCAAGCACUUGAGAUCCUGCACCAAGUAAUAGAAUGCUCGAAGACCAUCGGGAUCAUUACUUUCCUGGACUUCGCCUAAUGACUGCAAUUUUGCAGUCU